Molecule: messenger RNA, 3106 nt
Organism: Schizosaccharomyces cryophilus OY26
Lineage: Eukaryota; Fungi; Ascomycota; Schizosaccharomycetes; Schizosaccharomycetales; Schizosaccharomycetaceae
Product: transcription factor
Exons: 1
Coding region: 1301-2848 (515 amino acids)
Biological process (GO): regulation of DNA-templated transcription
Molecular function (GO): zinc ion binding; DNA-binding transcription factor activity, RNA polymerase II-specific
Source: RefSeq, a predicted model, not a curated record
UGUUUCUUACUUGCAAAAAAAUAUAAAAAAAAAACCCAAUGUGUUUACUUCUUUUGCCGAAUCUUUCCUCUUUGCCCCAUUUUUUGGCUUUCGUCAUUCUUGUUCGAAUUGUUCUUUACUCCUCGUUUUCCCCAUUUUCUCCUUAUAUUACCCUCCGCUUCGAUAUUUUCAUCAACCUGAUGUCGGCAAGUUUCAGUCUUCCUCCACUCUAACUCGCUUCUUGACUCGCUCGGCCGCUCCUCUCGUGACAUCAUCUCCAUGUCUUCUUUAUGGUACUGGACUUUUACGUUCGGCAUUUGCUUUCUUUUAUCCCAGGGAUCUCGAUUGUUCGGUUUUCACUACCUACUUCUUAUAAAUGGCCCUCCUUCCUCAAUCUUGAGGACUUCUUUUCUCUUCAAGAUGGUCCGCUUUUAUUGAUUUCCUCGUUAUUAUAUUUUGUUAACCUCGUUAACAUUGUUUCGUUAGUUCGUCUUUGUUGCUGUGUGUGUGUGUGUGUGUGUCUGUAUAUUUUCGUUAGUUGGGGUUCUUUUCCUUUUUCUAAUUUUUCAAUUCAUUUGGUUUCAUCUGUUUCGGUUUUGAUUGCUUCGCUUCACUUCCUUUACUCUUCUCUUGUUCUCUGUCUUUGGAAUAAUAGAAUAUAAGGUUUUCGUGAAUUUCGCCAAGACGAUUGUAUUCAGUUUUUCUCUUUCUCUGUUCAUUGUUUUAAUAGCAAUUGUUGUAGUUGUUCCAAUUGUCGUACGUGUUAUCGUUGCAAUUGUUUGUAACUACCUCUACUUCAUAAGGAAAUUCUCUGACCUCCCUCUCUGUUUCUCUGUGUGUGUGUGAAAUAAGAAAUUGUUUUGUUUCGCGUAUUUUUAAGACCAUUUAGUUUGAACCAUCAGUUUGUUUUGAACUUUAGAUCCCUUUGGAUUGGUCCCUUCUCCCCUUCUUUUUCGACUUGAACUUGAAUUCCAAUCCACCUACCUCGCGGACUUAACUGUGUCGUAUCUGGUAUCGUUUUUUUCCCUGUCUCUCUUCUUUUCUUCUCUCUGUACUUUCAUCCACGAGUGAACGCUUUUGUCUCUACCAAACGGUUUUCGCUUUGUGUUUGGUAUCACCCGUUUUAUGCGUCAAUAAUUCCUCUUGUUGAUCUUCUCUUUACAUUAUUAAUUAUACCCCUUUCUUUUCCUUCCCCUCUUUCAUUCCAACAAUACUAUAAUUUCUUUUCUUUCUGUUUUCUUUUCUUUUCUUUUCUUUUCUUUUUUUUUUCUUAAUUCAAACUCCCCUUUCCCUACUUUCUUUUUCUUCUUUUGUUGUGAAUAUGCCUCAGAAAUCUACCGGCCCUCGUCGUCGUACUGCCGUUGCUUGUGACCGAUGUCGUCGUAGAAAAAUUCGCUGCAUUGCAAGUGAAUUCUCAAAUCAACCUUGCUUAGCCUGUCAAAAAGCCCAUGCCGAAUGCCACUUUUCCGUUUCUUCUUGGCGUUCUUCUCGUAAACGGUCGACUCCCUUCCAUUGUCCUCCUCAUACUUCUACUUCUCUUCCCUCUCCUCCUAAUUUUACUCCCGCCGCUCCCACUUCCACAGGCUCUCCUUCUUAUUCUUCACUCUCAUACCCUCAAUACUCUGGAGACCCGACUUCCCUUUCCGCUUACCCUCUUGCUUCUUCCGCUCCUUCUAAACUUUCUUCAUAUCCUUCAUCUUCUUCCUCCUUUGUAUCGAUGAGCGCUCCUCCUGCUGCAACGACUAAUACGUCCUUCUCCCAGCCGCCUCACAAUGCUGCAUCAUUUCCUCCUAUUUCUUCCCGCAAAUUAUUUUACCCCUAUGACUCCAACAAAAAUACUUCUGGAACUUUUCCCUCUUACAAUGAUAACCAACCUCCUUCUACAACUUCUUUUUUCUCUUCUCCCCUUGUUCACUCCUCACUUUACAUGUCUCCUCCUUCCCGUCCUAUUGACCAUCCCGUCUCACCUACCACGGUUCCUAUGAAACCGUAUGCAUCGUCUUCUUCUUCUCCUCCUCCUUCUCUUAGCGCUAGCAUCUCUUCUGUUUCAUCCGUUCCUGGAUUCGUUGAUCACGAUCCUCUUCAACCAUCCUUAUACCAAAAGCAACAAUUCCCUAGCUACUUGGAUUCUACUUCCUCUCCCUCUACCGUCGACCCUUCUACUCCGAAUUCGAAUCUCUCAACCCAGCCCUGUCCUUCUUCAACUGCUUCUACUACGAAAUUUCCCCAAGACGGAUAUUUGAACAAGCCUUUUGACCAACUCCCUAUGUUAUCUGACUUGUCGCUCCCUGAAGUCCAGCGAGCUCCUUCUCCUAAGCAAGACUCUUGCGAUUCCCUUCAGCCUUCCAAGAAUCAGCUUUCGAAUUCUAUUACAUCUGCUCAUUCUCAACUGUUGGGUGAUUCUGACUUUGACUAUUCAUCCUACCUCACAGACUCAUCUGACACUGCUUCUCCUGUCGUUCAAACCGAUGAACUGGCUUCCCAGACGUUCACCGUCUCCAGUAAUCCUAUCGGUUCUAUUGACCCUCUUAGUCUAGAAAUUGACCAAUUUACCAAUCUUCAUGGAAGCGCUUCUUCCAAUAACCCUUUGGAAACUUCUUUCUCCCAGUUCUCCGACUCGAAUCCCUGCAAGUCAGCUGUUCUUCCAUGGACUAUGGGAUCUCCUCCCCUGCAAUCAUUGGCUUGUCCCGAUUUGUGCGGAUCUCUUGAUGAGUCUUUUCGGUGCUUAGAUUUUACCAAUGAGAACUUGUGGUGGGAGAAUAUUGACUCUGAGAAAACUACACCAUUAAAAACUGAGAAGCCUAAACUCUCACCGGGCGGCGGCCUUUUAGACGACAUGUCGCACUUUCUAAAAAAUCUAGAUGAUUAAUACAAAAUGUGUAUGUAUGUUUUAUUUUUCACCUUUUUGUACGUUAGAAAAAUUGAUACAGAUCACAGAAGACUAGGGAGGGUCUUUGCUCUUUUUUUUUUUUCAAAUAACUUCUUGUACAAAUUUUAGUGCCUGGUGCAUAUCUUUUUUGUUAAUGUUGUUUGUAAUAGUUAUUUUAUUUUAUGAGAAUAUUAAUGGACCUUAUUUCUUACAUAAGUUAUAUACAUGAUUGCAUGUAGUUAUAUAUAAUCAAACCGA